AUGCCUAAAGCCUUUACCCCCAUCAGAGUUGGUGCAAUGGACCUUGCCCAACGUAUUGCUAUGGCACCCAUGACCCGAUUUCGGGCCGAUGAUGCUCACGUUCCCCUUCCCAUAAUGAAGGAUUAUUAUCAGCAGCGUGCUGUAGUGUCUAGGAGUUUGAUCAUCACCGAAGCCACUUUCAUUUCUCCCCGGGCCGGCGGUUACGACAAUAUCCCCGGAAUCUACAAUGACGAACAGAUCGCGAUGUGGCGAAAGGUGACCGACGCCGUCCACGCCAAAAAUUCAUACAUUGUCCUCCAGCUAUGGGCCUUGGGCCGCGCUGCAGAUCCCUCUGUCCUGGGACGUGACCAGCUCCCAGUUGUCUCAAGCAGUGCAACUCCGAUGAUGCCCGAGAAACCGGCGCCGCGAGCUCUGAACGAGUCUGAGAUCCACGAAUUCAUCCAGGACUACGCGCAGGCUGCCAAGAAUGCUGUCAAGGCCGGUUUUGAUACCGUAGAAAUCCACGGGGCAAACGGCUACUUGAUCGAUCAGUUCACUCAGGACACAUGCAACACCCGCAACGACAAAUGGGGCGGAAGUGUCGAGAACCGCUCCCGCUUUACCCUCGAAGUGACAAAAGCAGUUGUUGACGCUAUCGGCGCUGAGCGAACGGGAAUCCGACUCAGUCCGUGGAGUUCUUUCCAGGGGAUGCGCAUGAAAGACGUGGUUCCGCAAUUCACCCAUCUCGCCAAGGAACUGGCCAAGUUCAAGCUUGCCUAUGUGCAUCUGGUUGAAUCCCGCAUCUCUGGGCCCGGAGAUAUGCCCCAGUCCGCCGAUAAGCUUGAUUUCUUCCUGCAGGCUUAUGGGAACGCUAGCCCGGUGAUUGUAGCGGGUGGUUAUACGGCGAACAAGAUUGAUGAGGCGCUCGAGAAGACAUACAGUGAUUAUGAUGUUAUUGUUGGUAUUGGCCGGUAUUUCACUUCGAAUCCGGAUCUGAUCUAUCGGAUCAGACAGGGCAUUCCUUUACGGCCGUAUGAGCGCGAACACUUUUAUACACCGAAGGAUCCUUGUGGUUAUAUUGAUUAUGAUUUCUCUCGUGAAUGGGAAUGCUGCGAGGCGGAUGAAGGGGGUUGUCAGCCGUGA
Messenger RNA from Aspergillus chevalieri, 1122 nucleotides. RefSeq names its product alkene reductase (gene FGAOX3). Lineage: Eukaryota; Fungi; Ascomycota; Eurotiomycetes; Eurotiales; Aspergillaceae. Gene Ontology annotation, molecular function: FMN binding; NADPH dehydrogenase activity. The coding region runs from base 1 to 1122 and encodes 373 amino acids. The record is from RefSeq and is a predicted model, not a curated record. The transcript has a single exon.